UGCCUGCGGACAGAAGAAGAUUUGCGGUAUUUCUGUGCGCCGCCCAAGUACAGACAGCUGAAAGAUUUUCACGAAUAUUUCAACGGCAGCAAAAAGGCUCCAGUAUUGACUUUGGGCACUUUGAGCGGCCUCCCUACGACAGCAACACCGCAAGAAGUGCGUAUCAUGUCCAUAGAGGAGCCUGUGGAUAUAAUGCUGAGCCAUGAUUGGCCAGAAGGUAUUUAUGAAUACGGAGAUAAAGAAAUGCUUUUGCGGUGUAAACCUCAUUUUCGUUCGGAUGUACAAAAUCGCUGUUUAGGAAGCCCUCCUUCUAUGGCGCUUUUGAAAAGCAUGAAGCCGAGUUUUUGGUUUUGCGGGCAUUUGCACGUAUUUUUUCCGGCUUUAGUUCGCCACGAAGACGGAAGAGAAACGCGAUUUAUUGCAUUAGAUAAAGUUUUGCCCAAACGUAGUUGUUUACAAGUAGUUGAUAUACACCCCAGCGCUCCUGCAAAGUAUUUGAAGAACCCCUCAAGCUCUACAAACAUAAAUAUUAAUCUUACAAUUGAGUAA
Molecule: messenger RNA, 549 nt
Organism: Eimeria acervulina
Lineage: Eukaryota; Apicomplexa; Conoidasida; Eucoccidiorida; Eimeriidae
Product: serine/threonine protein phosphatase, putative
Exons: 4
Biological process (GO): mRNA splicing, via spliceosome
Cellular component (GO): nucleus
Molecular function (GO): RNA lariat debranching enzyme activity
Source: RefSeq, a predicted model, not a curated record